AUGAAAGUUUGGAACCUCGACAAACGAGCUUUUUGUUUAGUAACAUGUCUAUUGGCCAGCUUAAUGGAAGCUAAAAACGUUGCUCAUCUUGAUGUAAUACUUGACCCUAAAACUGGUAAAUACAAACGCCAGCUGCCUGCAGGAGGUCAUAUUUUAGAGUCUAGAGAUGCUAAAAAUGUUUUCCCGCUGAAUGUGAAUGGUAUAAUCGAAAAUGAGUCAUUGAACAAGAGGGAUAGCGAAAGACAGCAAGUUUAUUCUGCUGAGAAGCUAACAGACCAAAAGGACGAAAAUGGUAGGACAUCACAGAAAAAUUGGGAUCCAGUUUGUUUGGACUCGAAGCUACCCUCUUAUAGCGAAAUCAGUAUUUUCUCAAGAUAUUUGAGAGAUGACGUUGUUUUGUCAAGCAUGAUCAGCGAUCCAACUACGUAUAUUGUGGUUUUCGCUCCGUCCAACGAUGCAAUCGAAAAUCUCCCCAAGAAACCAUGGCAGUUUCCUAUUGAUGUGGAAACGCUGGAGGCACAGACCUCUGACGAAGAGGCUCUUGAACAAGCAGUCAGAAACAAUAUCAGAAAUUAUGUGGAACACCACAUAGCGACAAUGGUCGGCAACAACGACGGUAAAAUAGUUCAAGACGCCUUGAAUGAACGAACUUGCACUUCCUUUGUACUAAAGUCCUUGUUGGAUCCAAGUGGCCUCGAAAACGGGGGAGAUUUAUUGUUGGCAAGAAAGGACGGAAAAUACAGAUUAUAUUCUGCAAGGUGGGGUGGUGCUGCGAGCAUCGAAGUGAAGCUGGUAGACGAAGCUCAAAAUGGUGUCGUGUUUGUAAUCGCCGAGGCACUCGUUUCGGCUUGA
Messenger RNA from Lachancea lanzarotensis, 852 nucleotides. Its product is annotated as LALA0S05e02828g1_1. NCBI's taxonomy places the organism in Eukaryota, Fungi, Ascomycota, Saccharomycetes, Saccharomycetales, Saccharomycetaceae. The record is from RefSeq and is a predicted model, not a curated record. The coding region runs from base 1 to 852 and encodes 283 amino acids. The transcript has a single exon.